GACUCUCCUCCUGUGUUCGGAUCGGGCUGUCAUGGCGGGUCAGGUUAAAGCGCUGGUCGGUGCGAAGUGGUUGGCGGAGGCGAUCCGGAGUAAUCGGGUCGGACCGAGUCUGAGGAUCCUGGACGCGUCGUGGUACUUACCGACACUGAACCGUAACGCCGCUGAGGAGUUCCGACAGAAGCACAUCCCCGGAGCCUCGUUCUUCGAUAUAGACGAGUGCAGCGACUCCUCGUCCCGGUUCGAUCACAUGCUGCCCGGGGAGGAGCAGUUCUCCCAGUACGUGGGGAAUCUGGGCGUCGGGAGCGACACUCAUGUGGUGGUGUACGACUGCAGCGACUUCGGAUCGUUCGCAGCACCGCGGGUCUGGUGGAUGUUCAGGUUCUUUGGUCACAGCUCGGUGUCGGUGCUGAGCGGGGGGUUAAAGCACUGGCUGCAUGAGGGUCAGCCGGUCACCGACCAGUACCACAAACCAGAACCGGUCCAGUUCAAAGCCCAGAUCAAUGAGAGAUCAAAGUGGGUGAAGACUUAUGAGGACGUGCUGCAGAACAUCAAACAGCCCAAAUAUCAACUGGUGGACGCUCGAGUACAGGGCCGCUUUAGGGGACUGGAACCGGAACCCCGUCCAGAAACAGAACCAGGUCACAUCCCUGGCAGCAUCAACAUGCCCUUCCCAAACUUUAUGGAUCCCACCGGACAGGAGAGGCCCGUCGAGGAGCUCAAGCAGAUGUUCGGGGAUGCUGGGGUCGACCUGCAGAAGCCUCUCUGGGUGACCUGCGGCUCGGGGGUAACAGCGUGUCACAUCGCGCUCGCCGCCCACCUGUGUGGACACCCGGGCGUGUGCCUUUACGAUGGUUCGUGGUCCGAGUGGUUUGCCAAGGCAGCGCCAGAGCUCGUCAUCUCUGAAGGGAAAGGCAAACAGCAGUGAGAGGAAGAGCUGUGUGAAUAAAAAUGAAAGAUUAAACGCUGUGUGAAUGGUUUAAAGAGCUGGAGUGUAAUUAUAACCACUUAUAUAACCUCUUAUUGCACUUUAAUCAAAAUCCAGGAAUUAACCGCCAAUUUAUAGUUACUGAAGUAUAGUUACUGAAAUAUUUGGAUAUCUGAGCUAACCUAAGUAUUAAUUUAUCUAAUCUAGUGUUUAAACCAGGUAUACAACAGUAAUAAAAGGUAAACAUAAAGAUGUGUGUAAAUUAAACCAUGUUUCUGAUACUGUG
This is a messenger RNA of Trichomycterus rosablanca, 1211 nucleotides long. It is a transcript of the gene mpst, whose product is annotated as mercaptopyruvate sulfurtransferase. Bases 32 to 925 code for a protein of 297 amino acids. Gene Ontology annotation, molecular function: thiosulfate-cyanide sulfurtransferase activity. The record is from RefSeq and is a predicted model, not a curated record. Gene Ontology annotation, cellular component: mitochondrion. NCBI's taxonomy places the organism in Eukaryota, Metazoa, Chordata, Actinopteri, Siluriformes, Trichomycteridae. The transcript is spliced from 2 exons.